AUGUGCAGAAGUUAUUUUUGGGACGACCCAUUCCUUUUCAAGGUGGGAAAAGAUGAGAUCCUUCGGAGGUGUGUGCCUGAAGAGGAACAACUGGAUGUCCUUGCUUUUUGCCACGAGCUUCAGUGUGGGGGACAUUUUGGAGGUCGAAAGACCGCCCUUAAGGUCCUCCAAUUAGGUUUAUUCUGGCCGACCCUUUUUAAAGAUGCUUAUAUUUUUUGCAAAUCUUGUGACCGUUGUCAAAGAAUUGAGAAUAUUGGCCCAAGGAACGAGAUGCCUCUUGUAAAUAACGUUCAUGUGGAAAUGUUUUAUGUUUGGGGCAUUGAUUUAAUGGGACCAUUUCCCAAAUCUUUUGGUUUUGAGUACAUUCUUCUUGCCGUAGAUUACGUGUCCAAGUGGGUUGAGGCUAUCCCCACAAGGACAUGUGAUGCUAAAAUGGUCAUCAAGUUUUUGCAGGGUCAUGUGUUGAGCAGCCACCCCAUAUCAUCCACAGACUUCAGGCCAGGUAGAAACGAGCACAAGCAGAUCAAGACCAUUCUUGAGAAGACGGUGAACUUGUCUAGGAAGGAUUGGUCCAGUCGUCUUGAUGAUGCACUAUGGGCCCAACGCACAACUUACAAGGGAGUCUUGGGGAUGAGUCCAUUCUGGCUCGUCUACGGAAAGGCAUGCCACCUUCCGGUCGAGAUCGAGCACAAGGCUUUUUGGGCAAUGAAGCGGAUGAAUCUUGAUCUUGAUGCAGCCAGACGUGAGCGGAUGUGGCAACUAUCAGAACUUGAGGAGUUGAGGAACGAGGCUUACGAGAACUCCGAAAUUUACAAGGACAAGGUCAAAAAGCUUCACGACUCAACCAUUGUCCGAAAGAACCUUAUUCCCGGUAUGAAAGUCCUCCUAUUCAACUCCCGACUUUGUCUCUUUCCGGGAAAGCUCAAAUCAAGAUGGAGCGGUCCAUACCUUGUUGAUGAAGUAUUAACUCUUGGAGCUGUUCGACUCCGAAAUCCGGCAAAUGAUGACUUGUUCGUGAUCAAUGGACAGCGGGUGAAGCCGUACUUUGAAGGAGAAUUCGGGAAGCAACAUGUCGAGACCAUCAGUCUCGGCACACUCUUCAGACUUCACCUCAUUCGAACCCUAGCUCGUGAAGACUUGCUCACAUCCGGCCGAAUUUCCACUCCAAAGGGGGCCAACUCCGGGAUCGAGCAUCUCCAAAUUGUUCACAAGCUUGCAAGCCCUAGCCCCGCACGUCACAUGUUCGAUAAAAUACCCAAACCGAAAACCAUGGUUAAAGGUGGAGCUAAUUCAAAGAAAAAGGCCCCAGCAACUUCAAAGGGCAAAGCGGCGGCCUCCACGAGCGCCAACCCCGACCCGGCUGCCCCGGCAUUGUCCUUAGCAAAACAACACGGCAUCCCCCUUGAAGUCGUGUCAUUGGACGAGGUCAACGCGUAA
Messenger RNA from Striga asiatica, 1437 nucleotides. NCBI's taxonomy places the organism in Eukaryota, Viridiplantae, Streptophyta, Magnoliopsida, Lamiales, Orobanchaceae. The record is from the annotation of a GenBank genome assembly.